Messenger RNA from Stylonychia lemnae, 1797 nucleotides. Lineage: Eukaryota; Ciliophora; Spirotrichea; Sporadotrichida; Oxytrichidae. The record is from the annotation of a GenBank genome assembly.
AUGAGCUACGUUGCUGAUCAUGGGGCUUGGGCACAGCGAAUUCAACAAGAAAUGUCUGCUUAACAUCGAUCCCUUUAGCACUUCCUGGCUAGAAGAACAAUGAGCAAGGAUGAGUCAAAUAACCCUCAGAACAACUUAUUCAACAACUCAUACUCACAUGCUACCAGACCUUAGUUUUUAGAACAAAAAGAAAAGACUUAAUAGUAUAGAAUUCAAGAUCCAACGACAUAGUACUAUAACAGAUAGGGGGCCAAGCAAAAUGUAUGGAAGAGUCUAUAAUAGAUUAAUUAGGGAAUUAACUAUGAUUCCGAUGAUAAUAUUAUUGAUCCAGUUGAAGCGAUGAUUAGAGCAGAUAACGAACAAAGAGGGAAUGAGGAAGAUGAUUAAGGGUAUGCAAGGCUAUUCAGAUCGAAUAUAGGCUAACGACUAUUUCAGAUGAAUUAAAGAAUCAUGGGACCUGCGAACGGACCAGCUUUUCCUCAUAAUGCUACUUUUAAUUAGGUAGGUGGAAGUGGAAAGAACAAACUGAAUAUGAGUGGCUAUGCCUUUGGUGGUAGCAGUAGCAUUGUUCACUCUCCAUUCAAAAGAGUAUUCACUAAUCAUGGUCUUAAUGAUACCUUGAAUCAGAAGGGGUUAGGAGGAAGAAGCAUAAGAGACCAAUAGCCUUCAUAACUCAUUUAGUCUGACUAGAAUGCGAGUGUUAGAAGGUCUCUUGAUUCAAGAAGAAGCCAAAUUUAGGAGUUGGCUUAGAAAAUUAAACAGCAAAAUAAUCACUCAAGUUAAAAGUCUAAGCGUGUGCUUAGCAUUCAGGAAAACAAUCAAAUUGGAAACACCAGAGCUGAAAUUUAUAAUGUUGUAGAGAAAAAUGCUAGAAGCGGUACCUAGUCUGUAAAGAGACUCAGUGACAAACCCAGAUUUAACGAGAACUUAGACUAAGAGAUUUCAACUUAAAAGUCGACAACAUUCAGAUCCAACAUCACGAGGCAUAACUUGAAUUAACUUGCAGAGAAUGAGUACAAACAAGGAGAUGAAGAUAUUAAAUCAAAGUUUUCCUCCUUAAGAAGCCAGAAAUUGUCUCAAAAAAGCAAGAGAGACCUAAUGAGUAGCUAUAAGGAUCUGUAAUAGUCUAAUUCAAAGAAUAAUUUAGACAGACAAUCUAUGAACUCAAGUAAGAUUAGAACUUCACUUUCAAAGGUGAGAGGAAAAUUGAUCGAAGCUAUUAGAAAACUCGACAAGGAUAAGCUUAAGGAAGUGACAGAAAAAAUGAAUAUUAUAACAAAUCCAAAUGACUUAGAACUUCUUUAUUUAGAUGACAAAGACAAGCUUAAUAAAGUUGAAGUGGAGGAAGAUAUAGACGAUGAUGAUAUUUUUGUUGUGGGUAAUCAGAAUGCGAAGCCAGGCUAAAACCAAAACAAAUAAGAGAUAGAUAGAGUUACUGAAAGUGAAUUGAAAAUUAUUAAUAACUUUGACAAGCAAUCUAAUUACAGAGGUGAGGAUAUUGACGAGAAAUAUUACCAGUUGGAAUAGCAACUCAGAUAAGAGCAGCAGAUGAGGUAGAAACUUGAAUAGGACAUAAGUAAUCUUUAGAAGCAGUUCUUUAAUUAGUAUGAAUCUCAAAAAUCUUCGAAAUCAGGCAAAAGCAGAGUAAGGAAUGAGGAAUAGCAAAUCUAGCUGCCUAAGUAUGCCAACUAUAUGAGAAGUAGGUAUGACCAUACUGACGCCAAAGAGGCAUUACACAAUUUAGCAUCUUAAGAUGGAGGUAAAGUGCUCAGUAUGAAGAGCAAACCAUAAUCCUGA